ACGGCGGCGCUGGAGCGGCGGAGCGACAUGUUCCGGGCCCCGGAGAGCGCGGGCGGUGCUGCGGGCUCCAGACCCACGCCGCCCUCAGGAGAAGAGAGUGGCCCAUUUGGAAGCGCAGCAGAAGCCACACCAGCAAGUCGGCCCAACAGGAUGGCCUCGAAUAUCUUUGGGCCCACUGAGGAACCUCAGAGCCUCCCGAAGAGGACCAACCCACCAGGAGGGAAAGGAAGUGGCAUCUUUGAGGCUCCAGCACCCCUGCAGCCUCGACAGCGCUUGAACCCACCAGGGGGCAAGACCAGCAACAUCUUUGGGUCCCCCGUGGCUGCUGCUGUGCCCUUGGCACACCCAAACAAACCCAAGGACCAUGCGUUCAUGUGUGAAGGUGGUGAUCCGGAUCCAGAGCCAACAGCUGCUGCCAAUUUGGCCCCUGGAGAAGCGCCUGGUCAGGCAACAGACAACAGCAACACUGCACCCAUGCCUGAACUCGACAGCCACGAGCCCAGGCUGGGGCCCCGGCCACGCUCCCAUAACAAAGUUCUCAAUCCACCUGGAGGCAAAUCCAGCAUCUCCUUCUACUGAGGCCAGAAGCCCAUGCCCUUUCCCCUGAGCCCAGACCUCACCUUCCAGAUGCCAGUGCCCCUGCUGUCAUCAUUGGGGGCUCAACCUCAUUAUAGAUGCUGAAGCCCAUUGGCUUCCCUGGUCUCCACCUCUCUGCAGGCCCCAGCGUGAAGACCAGGGCGGGUGUGGGUAGGGGCCAGAGCAGGCCAAAGGCAGGAUACUGGGAGUCUCUGGGACGGCCCCCAGAGCCCGUGCUAGCUGCUGACCUCUGCAUGCUGUUCUGAGACACGGCCACUUGCUCCAUCUCUCUUCCUUUCCACCACAGCUGUUCACAGAAGCCUGGCUGCUGGUCUCCUGGCCCGGUGCUGGCAGAGGCCACCCUCUUUCCCAAGUGCUCCUGCCACCCAGAAGUGUGGCUAAGCUCCCCGCAGGCUGGUUCUCCUCUUCAAUGGUGGGAAGAAGCCAUCCUCUGUGAAUUGAACCCUCAAGGACCCUCACUGUGGGCUCAGGUGUCUCACCUUUCUAGAAAACCCCCUAGCUCAGGUACGCAGAGAAGGGGAGGUUUGCUCAGGGUGCCCUGGGCCAUAGUCAGUGGGCCCCCACCCAGGAGGCCACAGCCAGUAGACAGAGGCCUCCACCAGCCGACUCCAGGAUUGCUGCUGGCAGAGCAGGGUUGCUUUCAUCUUCCAAAAGUGCCUCCUGUUGUGCUUCCCAGCACUCCCAAAGGCGGUCUGGUGGCCUGGCCGCUGAAAUGGAGUUCUCAAGCCAUAGCCCGACCCACCAUCAAGCCUGGUACAGUUGGAGCUGCACCCACUGGCAGCCUGUCUUCCCUGCUCUGACGAGUCACGUGUUCCAAGUGACUUCCAGGUGCUUCUGUUUUCGUCCAGAGCAUUUCCCCCCUUAUAUGUGUCUGAGGCCACCACACACUAGUUUCACUGACAGUGACAUGGUGAUGCAGCCGCAAGCUAUUGAUUCAAACUUUUCUUUCUCUUUUGAUUUGUUUUUGUUUGGGGACUAGUGGUGCCCAGGGGUUACUCCUGGCUCUGCAUCAGGAAUUACUCCUGGCAGUGCUUGGGUGACCAUAUGUGAACCCAGGUUGGCCAUGCUGCAAGGCUACUGUCCUUACCCACUAUGCUAUCGUUCCGGCCCAUAACUUUUUUUUAAACACAACACAAUGAUUAGGGGGUUCCACAUUGAUCAUCAAGACUCCUAACUCCUGCUGGCCUUAUGGCUCCCCUGCCCCCCAAAACAUCCCCCCCACACACACACACAUACACAUUUAUUUUUCCAGUUAAAUGAGAAAGAGUUGGCUCUGUGCACUGGUAGGGGUAGUUGUGCAGAUGGGGUUUGGAGAGGGAAUGAAGAAGGCCUGAGCUGGAGCCAGUGGCCAGCGGCCACUGCUGGGAACCCUGUUCUGUCACCAGCGCAUCAACCUUGUUGCUCCUUGUUUUUAAUUAAGCCUUAACACGUGUUUAUAGAUUUGGUGCCAACUCGUUAAGAACUAUACCAAAAACAAACCUGUACUCAAAUCAGUAUAAUUUUGAUAGAAACAUCUUAUUUUUACAUUUUGUAAGCGUUGACUUUUUACAUGGCAUAAUUGGGUGGAACACUUGAAAUAAACGUUGCAGUGCAUCCUGGCUGCCUGGUCCAUGUG
This is a messenger RNA of Sorex fumeus (smoky shrew), 2212 nucleotides long. RefSeq names its product Jupiter microtubule associated homolog 2 (gene JPT2). The record is from RefSeq and is a predicted model, not a curated record. Bases 28 to 579 code for a protein of 183 amino acids. NCBI's taxonomy places the organism in Eukaryota, Metazoa, Chordata, Mammalia, Eulipotyphla, Soricidae. The transcript has 5 exons. Gene Ontology annotation, cellular component: nucleus.